AUGAAGGAACACGAAGAUUCUCAAUACUGUUUUCCAGACCAAAACUCUUCUUGCAGAAAGGCUUUGCUAUCGACAUCUAUUUACAUAACACUGUACAUCUUCAUCUCAUUGAUUUCAGCGGUUACAGUAUUUUUGAACGUACUGGUGAUCAUCUCCGUCUCUCACUUCAAGAAGCUCCACACUCCAACCAACCUGCUCAUCCUCUCUUUGGCUGUGGCAGAUCUCCUGGUGGGACUGAUUGUGAUACCAGUAGUGGCUGUAACAGUAAUGGAAUCAUGCUGGUUUUAUGGGAAAUAUUUCUGUGUGAUUUCUCUCUAUAUCAAUUAUUUAUGUCUCUCUUUAUCUCUGGGCAAUUUGAUAUUGAUAUCUAUUGACCGCUAUGUUGCUGUGUGUGAUCCCUUGAUGUACCACUCAAAAAUAACAAUAACAAGAAUAAUUGGUUGUAUAUCAAUUACCUGGUGUUGUUGUAUCACAUACAAUGCUGUUAUUUUAAAUAACUAUGUUAAUAUAAAUGUACCCAGACAGUGUUUGGAAGAAUGUUUUGUUGUUGAAGGAUUUAUCUGGAGGAGCAUCAUUGACCUUCUAUUUUCAAGUGUUAUCCCGUGCUCAGUUAUUAUAACACUUUAUUUGAAAAUAUUUUUGGUUGCCAGAUCACAGGCCAGAAAGGUAUUUUCAAAAGAGGCUGCCACCAAGUCUGGUGUUAAAACUGUACAGGUGAAUAAGACUGAGAGAAAAGCAGCAAAAACUCUAUCUAUUGUAGUUUUCACCUAUCUCACUUGUUGGAUUCCAAUAUUUUUUAUACAGUUUUUUUCCCAGCAAUCAUCAGUUUACUUAAGCUUUCUGCCAUUUGUUAAUUCCUUAAUUAAUCCAAUCAUUUAUGCUUUAUUUUAUCCAUGGUUCAAAGUGACAGCUAAACAUAUUUUAACUCUGAAGUUAAGGCUGUCAUAGUUCCUGCAUUUUUAUUCAAAGUUUGACAAAUAUAGAUGACUUAUGUCAUGUAACAAUACACUGACAUAGAAUUUCAUUCUGAGAUAGGUUCAGUUAACAGUUGUCAUUCUAGAUAAAUGUGGUAUUGAUUCAGAAUGUGAUGUUGAUACAGUUUGAUUGUGAAUGCAGAAUGCAUAAGCUUGUUAUUAAUUGAUUGUAGUUCCAUGUUAUGUAAUGAUAAAUAUUAUCUAAGUACUGUAAAAGUAAAAUGCAAUGAGGUCUUCAUGAAUCCUUUUAUAUGUUGUUUAGCAAGUGUAGUUAAACUACUCCAUAAUAUCAGAUUAUGUCCAGGUCUAACUUAAUGGUGUAUAGUGUAAGAAGUUGAGGGUUAAUGUAAGAAUAUGCAAUUAUGUGUAACACCUCUUAAAGAUUGGUCCCUUUUUUCUCAGUUUUCGCCUAAUAUGACAUACCCAAAUCUAACUGCCUGUAGCUCAUGCCCUGAAGCAAGGAUAUGUAUAUUAUUGGUACCAUUUGAAAGGAAACACUUUGAAGUUUAUGGAAAUGUGAAAGGAAUGUAGUAGAA
This is a messenger RNA of Salvelinus fontinalis (brook trout), 1510 nucleotides long. Its product is annotated as trace amine-associated receptor 13c-like. NCBI's taxonomy places the organism in Eukaryota, Metazoa, Chordata, Actinopteri, Salmoniformes, Salmonidae. The coding region runs from base 1 to 948 and encodes 315 amino acids. Gene Ontology annotation, molecular function: trace-amine receptor activity. Gene Ontology annotation, biological process: G protein-coupled receptor signaling pathway. Gene Ontology annotation, cellular component: membrane. The transcript has a single exon. The record is from RefSeq and is a predicted model, not a curated record.